Messenger RNA from Lasiosphaeria miniovina, 696 nucleotides. RefSeq lists its product as uncharacterized. The record is from RefSeq and is a predicted model, not a curated record. The transcript has 3 exons. Bases 1 to 696 code for a protein of 231 amino acids. Lineage: Eukaryota; Fungi; Ascomycota; Sordariomycetes; Sordariales; Lasiosphaeriaceae.
AUGCUCAAGUCGCUUCUCGUCACCCUUGCCAGUGCCGCUUUGGUAUCUGCGCACACGGUCAUCACAUAUCCGGGCUGGAGAGGAAACAACCUGAUCACAAACGAAACUUUCCCAUUUGGAAUGCAAUGGAUAUAUCCAUGCGGUGGUAUGGGCACAUCCACAAACAGGACAAAGUGGCCAGUAACAGGCGGAACCAUCGCGUUCCAGCCAGGCUGGUUCCAGGGCCAUCCGACUGCCUUUAUAUAUGUCAAUCUUGGCUUCGGAACCGAUGGACCUGACCACGGUCCCAAGAAUAUGAGCAACCCGAUGUCGCCUCCUUUCCAAAUUGUCGGCCCCAGCAAGAACCCAUAUCCCGGCACCGUCUGCCUGCCGCAAGUUCCGCUACCGGCGGGCGCGAACGUCAAGAUUGGUGACAAUGCCACCAUUCAGAUCGUCGAGUUAGCUCUUCAUGGCGCAGCGCUUUAUUCGUGUGUCGACAUCACGUUUUCCGACCCCAACGACCCCGACCUCGCCGAGGUCAACGAGACAAACUGCUUCAACAGCACCGACAUAGGUUCUGCUAAUAUUUACACCCAGAUCGUCACUCCAUCUGGCGGCAACGUCUCCAGCGCCGCGCAGCGCACCCUCAAGGGCAGCACCUUCACGCUGCUCGGGUGGUUGCCGCUCGCGCUGGUUGGCCUCUGGGCGUUGGUAUGA